This is a messenger RNA of Penicillium subrubescens, 1401 nucleotides long. RefSeq lists its product as uncharacterized. The record is from RefSeq and is a predicted model, not a curated record. The transcript has a single exon. Lineage: Eukaryota; Fungi; Ascomycota; Eurotiomycetes; Eurotiales; Aspergillaceae. The coding region runs from base 1 to 1401 and encodes 466 amino acids.
AUGCUCCCUACAUUACCAGCAGAGCUGCUGCUCUCGAUAGCAAGCUAUUUUGACAGCCACACAGAUACUUUGCGGCUCGCCUCCUGUUGUCGUGCUUUCUAUCCACUUUUGUUACCCAAAGUUUUUACUUCGCUCGACCUGAUAAAGCAUCGCAAUGGCCAUUUAAGUCAUUUAGUGCACACACUCUCAUCCAGGCCAGAGUUAGCGCAAGAAGUGCGCACGUUUCGUGUCUCCUAUGGCUGGCGGCCGACUUCCGGCGUGCGAUAUGAACGGCAGGUGAUCCUGCCGGUUCUGAAAUCAGCACUGGGACCCGCCGACGACCUAUCCGCAUGGGACUGGGAACUACAGAAUCGAGAGAAGAAUGACGCAUGGAAUGUUCUGCUUCUAGGACUCUUGCCUAAUCUGGAGAAUCUGGUCCUGCAGAUUUAUGAAUUUUCAAACCACACUCUCGAGUGGAUGGCUCAGAUCGCCGACGAAGAGGGCUCUGCUCUGUCUAAAUUAAGAAAUCUCACAGUUUUGUGUUCUGAGGUAGAUGGUGGCCUUAGCUCAUCGCACUUUCUUCCAAUCCUUCGACUUCCCUCGUUACGCCGCUUUUAUGGCCACGUGAUAUGCGAUGGUGGUACGUCUGAUGACGAUUAUGCCGAAGAUGAAGCUUUCAAUGCUGCCAGCUAUGUGCCUAAAAAUCUUCGAUACUCCAACAUCACUCAUAUCCACCUCAAGUCCAGUUGUUCUCGACGAGGCUUUGCGGAUUUGAUUGGUGCACCUAAGAGCCUCGAAUCUUUUAUCUUGGAGCAUUCCGAUAACCCGAAUUCCGCGGACCAGGAGGGGAUGUACGUGUCGAGAUACUGCCCGCCAUUGAAUAGACAUCAGAAGACCUUGCGGAAGUUAACACUUACCGACGAGUGCACCAACUAUUAUACCGCUCACCAGAGUCACGACUAUGGAUACGUCGGAUCAUUCGCGGGAUUCAGUGCGCUGAAGGAACUUCGGCUGCAGUUAUCUCAUCUACUAGACUGUGAUCGAGGCUGGAGUGACCGUAAUAAGACAUCAGGGAGGGAAUUCAGUGAUGUAUUGCCUCUGUCGCUGGAAAGACUCAUUCUUGAUGGUCUUGAGACGCAACAUACAACUGGACUAGUCGAGGCGUUCAAAGACCUGUUUUUAGGACAGAAGUACGGCUGUCCAAACCUGGCUUAUUUAGAGGUCAAGGGAAACUGGAUGCAUACCCAUCAGUCGACUGAGGAAUCUAACGCUAAACCUCGUCCUUUACCUGCCAUGUUAGAGCAGUUUGCGGACUUUAAGGCGGAACUUGAGCCUUUAUGUUCGGCUGUGGGGGUUAGUUUUCAUCUGCGUGAUUUGCAUAUUGAGUAUAUUAUCGAGCAGAAUCGUUCAUAUAUUUUAUAG